AUGUCAUCUAGAGAGUUUCACCGGAGGGCAAGGAGUGGAGCACUCGCCAGCGAACCACUGGAGGCCACUGCCCUACAUUGCCAUCUCGUCGGCAGAGGCAUCAAGGACUGGCCACUGGUUGUUGUUGACGAGCUGGCCAAUGGAAAUUACCUUAUCUGGACCCUAUGUGCCCGCCUUGCAGAGUCCGGUCUCGACCCAGAGUGGACACAGAAGUUUAACAGCCAGCACCGCUCCCAGUGGGUUCAGACCCAGGGGAUCGUGAAACAGACCGAGCCCGCUAACCGUGCCAAGCUAGAUAUCCCACUCCCGCCCAUGCUGGAGGCUGUGUUCAACUACAUCGGUAGGUCCAUGACCCCCAGCUCCCUGAUCAUCAGGUCCACACCUCCUGGCCGUCGCCCCGGCGCCGAGUUUAUGCAGCUCUUACUACAUGCGUCUAACCCACACCGUUCCUCGGCUGAGAUCUUCCUUGUGAAACUCAAUGAAACGGAUGAGGACGGUCCGUCCCCUCCUGGUGCAUUCUCCCGUCGGGCACACCGGCGUAGGGAGGAUGAGGACGGUCCGCCCUCUCCUGGUGCAUUCUCUCGUCGGGCACACCGGCGUAGGGAUUAG
Penicillium verrucosum is the source of this 609-nucleotide messenger RNA. RefSeq lists its product as uncharacterized. The coding region runs from base 1 to 609 and encodes 202 amino acids. The transcript has a single exon. The record is from RefSeq and is a predicted model, not a curated record. NCBI's taxonomy places the organism in Eukaryota, Fungi, Ascomycota, Eurotiomycetes, Eurotiales, Aspergillaceae.